Molecule: messenger RNA, 646 nt
Organism: Brassica rapa (field mustard)
Lineage: Eukaryota; Viridiplantae; Streptophyta; Magnoliopsida; Brassicales; Brassicaceae
Source: RefSeq, a predicted model, not a curated record
AUGGAUGACGAGAUCAAGAGGUUAAAUGCUUGGAUUGGGAUAUCUAGAUCUUCUCACGGGAGGAGUUAUUAUGAAGUGCAUGUCAUGAACAGUUGCGAAUACUCUAAUGUCAUCAUAUAUGCUGUAGCAUCACCUGUCCUUCAAAUACUGAAUCAUCCAUACCCUCUGGAUCCAUCAGAAGGUGAGGCUAGCUAAUCUAGACUUCUUCUUGCCUAUAUUGCCUCUAGAUUUGGAUCUGCAAAUUUCACUGCUGAGUUUCAGCUUGCUUAUUGCGAGCGUUUACUUGCUGAGCUGUGACAUACAUCACUAAUUCACCACUUCUCUCUCUCCACAACUAUUCUUUUGUCUCCAUUUCUUCCACUUUUUUAAGAUUCUUACUUAAAGUGAGCAUAUCCAUUUGCUUUGUUUCUUAUUUUGGUUUUAGAGUAAAUGUCCCAUACAUCGUUUGUUAUGGACUUCAAACGCAAACAACGACCUUAUUUGAAUGUGAAAAUUUAUAAUAUGUGGUUGCCGUCUUGCCGAUAUAAUUUUGUUCGGAAUGAAAUAAAGUUUAUGUUAUCGCUUACUUUUAUACAAGAUAAAUCUUUGCUAAAGACCAUAAAGAAUACACACAUGCUUACAAAAAAAAACACAGACUCGUCCUGUG